AUGGGAACUACUACUAAAUAUUUGUCGAGUUCAUUUAUGUUGAUGAUCUUGAUUUUUUUGGUGAUGGGGUGUGAGGUGAUCAAGUGCAGUGUGAGCUAUGAUAAGAGGGCAGUCAUCAUCAAUGGAAACAGAAGAAUUCUUUUUUCUGGUUCUAUACAUUACCCAAGAAGCACCCCUCAAAUGUGGGAAGAUCUGAUAUUGAAGGCCAAAAAUGGUGGAUUGGAUGUUAUUGACACUUAUGUGUUUUGGGAUGUGCAUGAGCCUUCCCCUGGCAAUUAUAAUUUUGAGGGUAGAUUCGAUUUAGUAAGAUUUAUUAAGACGGUGCAAAAACAAGGCAUCUAUGUUCAUCUUCGAAUUGGACCAUAUGUUUGUGCAGAAUGGAAUUUUGGUGGAUUUCCUGUGUGGUUGAAAUAUGUACCUGGUAUCAGCUUCAGAACAGACAACGAGCCCUAUAAGGCGGCUAUGGAAAAGUUCACUCAAAAAAUAGUUGGUAUGAUGAAGAGUGAGCAACUAUUUGAAUCACAAGGAGGUCCUAUUAUACUCUCACAGAUUGAGAAUGAAUAUGGGAGAGAAAGGAUUGCACUUGGGGCAGCUGGAGAUGCAUACAUGAAUUGGGCAGCAAAAAUGGCAGUUGGACUCGACACCGGAGUUCCAUGGAUCAUGUGCAAAGACGAUAAUGCCCCCGAUCCCAUCAUAAAUACAUGCAACGGCUUCUACUGUGAUAAAUUUUCUCCCAAUAAACCUUAUAAGCCUACUAUGUGGACUGAAGCUUGGAGUGGCUGGUUUAAUGAGUUUGGAGGAAUGGUUCAUGAACGACCGGUUCAAGAUCUCGCCUUUGCAGUAGCUCGUUUCGUGCGGACAGGCGGUUCCUUUAUAAACUAUUACAUGUACCAUGGAGGCACCAACUUCGGGCGCACUGCUGGAGGCCCAUUCAUCACAACCAGCUAUGACUAUGAUGCUCCGAUCGAUGAAUAUGGUUUGAUUCGAGAGCCCAAGUAUGGCCAUCUCAAGGAGCUCCACAGGGCUAUUAAGCUCUGUGAGCACGCACUUGUCUCGGCUUCGGAGCCUAAUGUGGUUUCGUUAGGAAUAUAUCAGCAGGCUCAUGUAUUCUCAGCAGGGGAAGGUAGCUGUGCAGCUUUCAUUUCCAACUUCGACACCAAAUCUGCUGUAAGAGUGGUGUUCAACAACAGGCACUACAAAUUGCCUCCUUGGUCCAUCAGCAUUCUGCCUGACUGCACAAAUGUAGUUUUCAACACUGCAAAGGUUGGAGCUCAAACAUCGCGCUAUCAAAUGGUGGAGACGAAUUCCCAACUGCAAUCAUGGGAGACGUAUCGUGAGGACACAGCUGCACUAGAGGACGGCUCAGCAUUCACCGCACCUGCCCUAGUAGAGCAGUUGAAUGUCACGAGGGAUAGCAGCGACUAUUUGUGGUACACGACCAGCGUCGACAUAGCUUCAUCCGAGCAAUUUCUGAGCAAUGGGCAGAACCCUACUCUAACUGUAGACUCUCGGGGUCACGCCCUCCAUGUCUUCAUCAAUGGAAAUUUUGCAGGAUCUGGUUAUGGGACUCGAACCAAUGCAAGAUUCACAUUCAGCAGAGCAGUAAACUUGAAAGCUGGCAAAAAUAGUAUUUCUCUGCUCAGCAUAGCCAUGGGAUUACCUAACACUGGAUUGCAUUUCGAGGACUGGACUGUGGGAGUUGAGCGAGUCGAGCUUAACGGCCUAGAUCAAGGACGCAAAGAUCUGACAAGGCAAGCAUGGUCUUACAAGGUUGGACUAACUGGUGAAAAGAUGAAUCUGGUCUCCCCAUCCCAGACUUCGUCUGUUGAGUGGACGGCGAUGGCAGCUAUCGCCCAAAAUCAUCAGCCCCUUCGAUGGUACAAGGCAUAUUUUGACGCACCAAAUGGAGAUGAGCCGUUGGCGUUGGACAUGGGAAGCAUGGGAAAAGGUCAAGUGUGGAUCAAUGGACAAAGCAUAGGAAGAUAUUGGACGGCUGUAGCAAAUGGAACCUGUGGAGAGUGCCACUACACUGGUACAUACCGGUCCCCUAAAUGUCAAGGUGGUUGUGGCCUGCCAACUCAACGAUGGUACCAUGUUCCCAGAUCAUGGUUGCAGCCAACAAAAAAUCUCAUUGUACUUGUCGAGGAACUCGGUGGAGAUCCAUCAAGAAUCGCUCUAGUUAAAAGAACCACAAGGAACGUUUGUGUUAAUGCAUUUGAGGGCCAUCCGAUGGUAGCAAAUUAUCAGCUCGAGAGCGAGAGCACGAACACAAAGAGAAUGCUCCACCAGGCCAAGGUGCAUCUGUGGUGUGCCCGUGGGCAGACUAUGUCAGCCAUUACGUUCGCAAGCUACGGGACACCUACAGGAACAUGUUCAAGUUUUAGGAUGGGAAGUUGUCACGCACAGAACUCCCAAGCUGUCAUAGAAAAGAUGUGCCUUGGGAAGGAAAGGUGCAAGCUAUCAGUUUCAAAUAGCUACUUUGGAAGUGAUCCUUGCCCUAAUGUAUUAAAGAAGUUAUCUGUUGAAGCUAUUUGCUCUAACACAGUAUAA
Salvia splendens (bonfire salvia) is the source of this 2550-nucleotide messenger RNA. Its product is annotated as beta-galactosidase 5. Gene Ontology annotation, molecular function: hydrolase activity, hydrolyzing O-glycosyl compounds; carbohydrate binding. Gene Ontology annotation, biological process: carbohydrate metabolic process. The record is from RefSeq and is a predicted model, not a curated record. Bases 1 to 2550 code for a protein of 849 amino acids. The transcript is spliced from 19 exons. NCBI's taxonomy places the organism in Eukaryota, Viridiplantae, Streptophyta, Magnoliopsida, Lamiales, Lamiaceae.